CACCGUAUAUUUCACUCACGUCAUGUUCGUUUUGUCGAAAAUUCUUUUCCUGGUUACACCACUAAUCUUCCUGCAGCUUCUCCAACGGUGGAGUCUUGGCUGCUGGAUCUAGGCCCGCCCAUUGUACGUCUCCCCCAGCAUGGGCCUCCGCCCCCUAUGGCACGUCCGCCCCCUUCCCCUCCCGGCUCCCCCCGCGCGACGACUCCUUUGCACAACUCAUCUGCCGCCCAAGGCCCGCAAGUUGGGCCUUUGCUCUCUUCUUCCGCCGACCGAGGCCCCACUGACGCACCUGGGCCGCCAGUUCCUCUUGGGCCUAUCCCCUCCUCUUCAGCCAACACAGGCCUGCCCUCCUCUCAUGGGCCGACUCCGCUGGCUGGGCUUGAGAUCUCCUCGCCCAGCCCGUCCACCACACAGCCAGCUGCCCCCCCUCCACUUCUUCGUACACAUCGGAUGACCACGCGGGCCCAAGACGGUAUCUACAAACCGAAGAGAUUAUUCACCGUGGACUACACCACCUGCUCACCUCCUCUUCAACCUCGCUCUGUUCGUGAAGCCAUGCAGUACUCUGAGUGGGAUGCUGCCCUGCGUAAGGAGCACUCAGCUCUGCUCCAAAAUCGCACGUGGGAUCUUGUUCCACGUCAACCACACUUCAAUGUACUCGGAAACAAAUGGGUCUACCGCAUCAAGCAUCACUCCGAUGGUUCCCUCAAUUUGUUCAAAUGCAGGCUCGUUGCGAAGGGCUUUCAUCGACGCCCGGGUAUUGAUUUCACAGAAACCUACAGUCCAGUGAUCAAACCUGUCACUGUACGCACCAUUUUCACCAUCGCUCUGUCUCAUAACUGGCCGAUUAAGCAGUUCGACGUCAACAAUGCCUUUCUCCAAGGGCCACUCGAUGAUGAGGUGUAUAUGGUUCAGCCUCCCGGUUUUGUUGACCCUGAUCAUCCCAUUCAUGUAUGUCGUCUUCGCCGUGCCAUUUACGGCCUCCACCAGGCUCCUCGUGCAUGGUACACUGCCCUCAGCUCCUUUCUUGUUGAGUUUGGAUUUCGGAAGUCCCAUUCCGAUGAAUCACUUUUUGUCUAUCAUCGUUCUGGGGUUACACUAUAUUUCCUCAUCUAUGUUGACGAUCUCUUGCUCACUGGGAAUGAUUCGGCCACCCUCUCUGCCUUUCAACUGGCAUUGGCUACCAAGUUCUCCCUCAAGGAACUCGGUGAUGUGAACUAUUUUUUGGGCAUUGAGAUCAUUCAUACCGCCUCCGGCUAUGUUCUAUCUCAACAUCGCUACAUGAUUGACAUUCUCAAUCGUUUUCAUAUGCUGGAUGCGGCUCCUAUUUCUACUCCUAUGGCCUCCUCUGCGCCGCUCACACUCUGUGAUGGCACUGCUCCCACUGAUGCCACUCGCUAUCGACAGGUUUUGGGGGCACUGCAAUAUCUCGUCUACACUCGCCCUGACAUAGCCUACGCGGUCAACAAACUCUCACAGUAUAUGCAUGCUCCUACCGCUAACCACUGGCAAUGUCUUAAGCGUCUCCUACGCUACAUUUGUGGUACUCUCUCCUACGUCUUAGCUAUUCGGCGCACCUCCAUUCCUCUCCGUCUCACUGCCUUUGCUGACUCCGAUUGGGCUGGUGACAAGGAUGAUCGGACAUCAACCUCAGCAUAUCUUGUCUACUUGGGAUCCACCCUAAUAUCCUGGAAAUCACAAAAACAACGCACGGUGGCUCGAUCUAGUACUGAGGCUGAAUACAGGGCCAUUGCCCAUGCCACGGCCGAGUUGGAAUGGGUGCAGAAUCUCUUAAAGGAGCUCCAUCAUCCGCUUUCAUCUUCCCCGACGCUUUUCUCCGACAAUUUGGGUGCCACCAGUUUCAGCUCCAAUCCUCGCUUCCACUCUCGUAUGAAGCACCUUGCGCUCGACUAUCACUUUGUCCGCCAAUUAGUUCAAGCCGGUCGCCUUCACGUUGCUUAUGUUCCCACAGCUCAACAACUGGCCGACAUGCUCACCAAACCACUGCCUGCACCACGCUUCACUCUUCUUCGAUCCAAGAUUGGCGUCGUUGAUACCUCCUUCAUCUUGCGGGGGCGUGUUAGAGAAAAAGAAUAAACAAUUCUUUUUCAUUUAUUUAUUUCACUCCACUAAUCACGUUUCCACUUCUCCACUCUCCUGUACAUCCUCCUUCAAUCACUCCACUACUCACGUUUCCACUUUUCCACUCUCCUGUACAUCCUCCUUCAAUCACUCAACAAACACCCCUGUAUCCUCUGUAACCAUGUAUAAAUAUUGCUAGAAACAUAAAUACAAAUCAGGUCUUUUGAUCAUAACAAUAUUCUGUUUACAACUAAUUCUCCUCCUAAUAAAGUUUAUAUUCAAAC
Linum trigynum is the source of this 2366-nucleotide messenger RNA. Lineage: Eukaryota; Viridiplantae; Streptophyta; Magnoliopsida; Malpighiales; Linaceae. The record is from the annotation of a GenBank genome assembly.